AUGUCCUUCCUCUCCAUCCUAACCUACUUCAUCGGGGGUUACACCACCCUCGUUCUCGCCUUAUACAUGCUCUCUUCCGUCCUGCCCGUAGCGGGCUUCGCAGCCCGAACCCUCGCCGCCUACAUCUCCCUAAUAAUAUGCGCCAUCUACGGAGCCGUAGCAUCUAUAAUAUUAAGAAUACUUGGUCGCGAACAGAUUGCGCAAUGGACUACCGCACGUGCUUUUAAAUAUAUAAUGGCCGCCACCACCGGUGUCACUUUCGAGGUCAUCGACCCGAACCGAUACCUCGAGACAGUACGGCCGGCCGUUUUCAUCGGGAACCAUCAAACUGAGUUAGAUGUCCUCAUGCUCGGGUGCAUGUUCCCUAAAUACUGCAGCGUGACGGCGAAGAAGGCGUUGAAGAACGUGCCGUUCCUAGGAUGGUUCAUGUCGUUAAGCGGCACUAUCUUCAUUGAUAGGAAGAACUCGAAAGACGCAAGAGGCGCGAUGGCUGGUGCCGCCAAGGAGAUCCAGGAGCGAAAACAGAGCGUCUACAUGUUCCCCGAAGGCACUCGUAGUUACUCGAAAGAACCUGACCUCUUACCCUUCAAGAAGGGAGCUUUUCAUCUGGCCGUCCAAGCUGGCGUGCCAAUUGUUCCGGUGGUGGUGGCCAACUACUCGCACGUGCUCUACAUUAAGGGCCUGACAUUUAAGUCGGGGAAGAUCCCUAUGAAAGUCCUUGACCCUAUUUCUACCGUCGGACUGAAAUCUGAGGAUGUUGACGAGCUUACUCGUAGUACUCGAGAGCUCAUGCUCAAGGAGAUGGUAGCGUUGACCCAGAAGGUUCGAAAUAAGCCUAUUGAGGUCCCUGCCACAAGCGGUGAUGGUGUCGUCCGAGCUAGUGGAGCUGAGGCAACAUUAUCGUGA
Messenger RNA from Annulohypoxylon truncatum, 906 nucleotides. RefSeq names its product acyltransferase-domain-containing protein. Gene Ontology annotation, molecular function: 1-acylglycerol-3-phosphate O-acyltransferase activity. The transcript is spliced from 2 exons. Lineage: Eukaryota; Fungi; Ascomycota; Sordariomycetes; Xylariales; Hypoxylaceae. Gene Ontology annotation, biological process: phosphatidic acid biosynthetic process. Gene Ontology annotation, cellular component: membrane; endoplasmic reticulum. The coding region runs from base 1 to 906 and encodes 301 amino acids. The record is from RefSeq and is a predicted model, not a curated record.